Molecule: messenger RNA, 1398 nt
Organism: Trypanosoma conorhini
Lineage: Eukaryota; Euglenozoa; Kinetoplastea; Trypanosomatida; Trypanosomatidae
Product: mitotic cyclin
Exons: 1
Coding region: 1-1398 (465 amino acids)
Biological process (GO): regulation of cyclin-dependent protein serine/threonine kinase activity; mitotic cell cycle phase transition
Cellular component (GO): cytoplasm; nucleus; cyclin-dependent protein kinase holoenzyme complex
Molecular function (GO): cyclin-dependent protein serine/threonine kinase regulator activity
Source: RefSeq, a predicted model, not a curated record
AUGAACUUUAACAGUAACGACGGCAGCCACAGCCUUCAACUCAUAGACAUCAACCAGGGGCACUUUAAGCGCGACACAACAUCCCAGUUUUCGCGAGCGCAGCCGGUGCCAAGCAACAAAGCGGGGCCACUGUCGGUACUCCCAACGGAGGGCGGCACCGAGGCUAUUUUUGCCAAACUGAGUUACGACGAGUUGCGAAUUUGUUUGCAAGAGGCGUUGUCGCGUGUUGAGCUUUUAUGCAGCAACAGUACGGAGGAGCGUCUCCAGCUCCUUCAGAAUGAGUUUUCACGUCUCAUUGCCGCCUCCUCCGACGAGACCAAACGGGUGUUGAGGGUCAUUCGUAGCGACACCCCAUUGAGCUACCGUGUGUUGGAAGUCCUGCGCCUGCGACGCCGUGAACUCUGCACGGGAUUUGAAUAUAGCCUGGGUGACCUUCAAGAAUGGCUCUCGCUUGCAGUGCUGCUGGGUGAGCCGGACGCGUUUCAGUUUGCGAAGCAGUACAUACAGUGGUUAGGCCCAUGCUCGCGGAAGGAGUUGGAGGACGUUUUCUCUGUGAAUGCAUCCAAUGUGGAAUCUCUCUGGCCUGCGCUGCUUGGUGUGCGUGCGCCCGUAGAUUAUUUGGUUUCCUUUGACUUCCGCUACUACAGCCUCAUGUUGGACGAUUUGAUUGCCGUUGCAGACGAGCCGCCGCAGGCGGCGUCUAUUCAGUCGCUGCAAAGUGAGAUGACGCUUUCGACGCGUGAGGUUCUCGCGCAGUGGCUGCUGAAUUUCACCGUGGCGUUGAAGUUACGGUUGGAAACAUUCUUUCUUGCGGUGGCGAUGGUGGACCUUUACCUGUGCAGGGUGCCGGUACGGCGUGAGCGGCUGCACCUUUUGGGUUCUGCCGCCCUCUUGCUGGCCUCAAAGCAGGAGGAGAUUUUUCCAGCGCCACUUCAGACGUUGGUGCGCCACGGCAAUGGCCGUUUCACGUUGGACACGCUGGUCGUGACGGAGUGCAAACUGUUUCAACACAUUGGCUUUGACGUGGUGAUUCCAACGCUGAGUGCGGUGGGGAUGGGACUUUUUAUGCCGCAGGACCCCCCUCCGUGUGAGGCGCAGCGCAGCUGCCUUCUGUACAUCCUUGCCACCCUGGCUAUUCGUACCCACUAUCGACAGUACAGACUCUCCUCACUUGCCGCCGCGGCCGUGUAUUUGAGUCGUGUGUGCUUCAACAUUCCAACUGGGCGCGCGUGCGAGGAGGUGGUGCCGCUGCUUCCCCUCAUCGAGGCUGACUUGAGCCGCAACUCGGCCGUAGGAGCCGGCAGCAUCCAUGAUAUUUUUUCUAAAACCACCUACCACAAUGUCAGUCGGCUGCCACUCUCCGAGAUGAUAAGAGCUGGGCUGCAAGAGGCCAAAUAA